Molecule: messenger RNA, 2355 nt
Organism: Macrobrachium nipponense
Lineage: Eukaryota; Metazoa; Arthropoda; Malacostraca; Decapoda; Palaemonidae
Exons: 3
Coding region: 406-1197 (263 amino acids)
Source: RefSeq, a predicted model, not a curated record
UGAAGGCAGAGGGAACCUUUACAGCAACGCAGUCUUGUGUCAUAGAAACUUGAAUCUUAAUGAUCGUUAUUCUUUUUAGGUGCUACAUUCUCACGUUAUAUUUACUAUUCAACAUCCGUUGUUUGUGAAGGUAAUCGAUCAUCAUCUCGUCUCGCCUUAUUAAGCAAAGAUAAUUUGCAUUCUACAGAUUGCUCAAGUGUGUUGCUUUAAAGUUCCAAAUACAAUUAUUUGCUCAAGGCCCGCUGAAUGGGCAAAGUUCUGGAACCGAUUGCAAAUACGAGAUUAAAAAUUAAAGAUUUUUUUUUCUGUAUAUCUUAUUUCAGAAUAUAAUACAUAUACACAUACACCAUCAUAUAUAAUUCUUCUACAACAGCGAGGUCCAAAGUGAAAUAAACGCCGUAGAAUAUGCUUAUCCCAUGGCGUUUUUUGUUCCUGAUGUCAUCAGCCAUCGCCCACAAGGAAGGUUGUGAAAAAACAAAUUUAGUUAUGCCAAGUGUGAUCAGACUGCCAGGAUACCACAGCGAAUGGAGGGAAACGAUUGGUUUAAUCCCAAGCAAAAGCAUAUCAUGGGUAUUGUCGCUGACUAUAUUGUACUUCCAACGACCAAAUGCAACCAACAGCUCGAGUUCCAGCUUCAGUCAGUUGGCCAGUUUCACCAUCAAUCACACGAAAGACGAUCUUCAGGUGACUAUGGGAUCAGACUCCAACAAAACGAUGACUCUCUCGCCAAGUACAUUCAUGCCUGGAAGACUGAAUCGUCUACACAUCCAGGUUGACGACUUUGGUGUCCAUAUCAAAGUGUUGACAUCCCAGACCAUUACGCCAAGAUGGAUCAAGAGGUUUUCAGUUCUAGAUGCUGCCAGCUUUCACCGGGAGGACUUCGAGAUCUACAUCCAAGCUGAGAAUAUUGAAGGUGCAGACGAGUUCGAAUUAGUGUUUGGUUGUGGAAACAAACUUGCGUUGGGAGGAUAUUCAAUGUAUGGCAACUGCAUCUGCAAGUGCUCAGGACCUCCCCUCCAGUUAUCAAAAGGCUCCUUAGAGUCAUUCAAAGACAACUGUGCUUGUAAUCCAACAGUGUUUCCCGCGGCGGUGUUGAUCAUAACCUUGUGGUUAAUCCUCAUGGAAUUAGGUUUCUUUUGUGCCACGCUUGGAUUGGUGUACAGGGGGACUGUAAGCUUGUCAACAAGUUAUGAAUGAAAAAUGUUUCUCUCUGGCUCACUUUGGAAUAAUAUUUCAUUUUCGGCUUUUUUUCUUACUUUUAAAAUCUUCAACCCAUUUUUCCCUUUUCCCUCGUUCUUAUGCACCAUCGGCUUAGUCCAGAUGAGGGCGUUAAGCUGCCCAUCCCAACAGGACCCGCAUAAAAACCCCCUUUGAACGAAGAGAGCAUGGCAGUCUCGGAGAUCCUUAUGAAGAUGGAAAUGCCUAAAUGGCACUUUUCGUUUCUGCCACGUGAUCCUCUUCAUUGACACUUGCAUUGCUGUUUGGUUCUUUCAUGCCGUUCAUAUACUGAGUUGCAGAUUACGCAAGAAAAUGAUAACAUUAAAACAAAAUCUGGUUCCAAGACAAUUCGUAACAACGUCGACAGCAGCUUACACAACGACAAUACCAUACAAACAUAAACUGUACCUAAUUGCGAAAGAUCUUUUGUUCAUGAGUUUUUUUUUCAAUUGCUUCAAAACAAAUCCAAUCACUUGCUGUGAUUAUUUAAUGUCUUGAGCAUUAACUAAUUCUUUUUGUUUGUCUAUCUCAGUGGUUCCCAAACUGGGGGAAAUUUCCCCCUGGGAGGAAAUUUUAAGCUACCAGAGGGGAAAUAAUUACACUACCUACUAACUAAAAAAAAUCUGAGAUGGAUUUUCUCAUGUCUGUGAGAGAGAGAGAGAGAGAGAGAGAGAGAGAGAGAGAGAGAGAGAGAGAGAGAGAGAGAAAUGGCUAUGCGGUUAGUUGUUACUAACCGCUCUCUAUCCACUUUACUCUGUAACUAUAUGUUUAUCAGUAUAUUUGUACAUUUGAAAAAUAAAUUAGUAAAUAGUCACAGUGUGUUUUAACUCAUCUUUCCUUCAUACACAUGAAGAGGGAUGGUUGAACUGGGUGAAGGGGGAAAUGACAGAAAAAAGUUUGGGAACCACAAAGAGAGUUGACUCUAGUCAUUACUAAAAUAAACAGAUAAAACUAUUUCUUUCGUUAAAUAAUUUUUAGAGUUUGUUCAAUUCAGUUUAGCAGCUAAUUACUGAAUGACUUGCCAUUUUAUUCAUUAUGUGCUUAGUCAGUUUUAUUCUCCACUUCAUUGCUAAUUUCCUUCCUUUUUUCACAUUUAGGUAUCCUGUCUGUGAAAGCUGCUUACUAUAACAAAGUUCU